AGUGUAACACCGGCCUAGAGGUUAGUUUCGACUAUGCAGCGUACAGUCGGUCAGAGAAAACAACCCAAACGAUCGCAGUGAGCGCGACUAUCUUGGCCGACUGCGUUCCGUAAUAGUGGGGAGUCUACAAACCGAAGGGGGAAGAACGCAGUAGCAACUUACACAACCGAGAGAAUUCAUCGUAAAGCAAUACACAAUACAAAUAUAUCGGUGUUUUGAUUUAGUGAAAAUGACCAGUGACGUUUGUACAGAUGGAAACCAGUGGUGCGCUCUAGUGAGUACGUUCAAACCCUAAACAAUUGACUAUUCUCGGAAGCGGCUAACACACUGCCCAUCAAUGCAAUAAGACAUUUACAGUGACAGCAACGAAUAAUACACUAAUCCACAAUGUUCAAGUUACUCGGAGGGCUCGCGAAUUACCUGAAGUACCGCGAUAUCGUGACAGAUUGUGCCAUUUUUCGCCUGCACAAUACCUUCACAUGCGCGCUGCUGAUGGCAUGCAGUCUCAUAAUCACGGCCAAUCAAUUCGUAGGCAACCCUAUUCAAUGCAUAGUCGAUGGACUGCCUACACAUGUGAUCAAUACGUACUGCUGGAUAUCGUCCACCUUUACGAUGCCCGAUGCUUUCAAAAGACAGGCUAUAGCAUGUUAUACUCCAAAAGUCCUGUGGGAAGCCUUCGAAGGGAAACUGAUGCAGACUCUAGUUAUGGGGCUCAAUAUUGGUGUUUGCCACGAGAAAGAGAAAAAUGCGAAAAAGGAAGUUAUUCUUGGAUAUAUCCAGGGACACAUGAAGUCCGAAGAACCUCAAGAGGAUAGAGUUGAUCCUAUGGUCUACGUCUUCCCAAGAGUCACGAAGUGCAUCUUCCACAAAUAUGGUGCCUCCGGAACGAUUCAAAAGCACGACAGCAUGUGCAUCCUUCCCUUGAAUAUCGUCAACGAGAAGACCUACAUCUUCAUUUGGUUCUGGUUCAUGAUCCUUGCGACCAUGCUGACGGUGCUGAUCAUCUACAGAAUCAUUAUCAUCGCUUGCCCCUCGAUGAGACCGAGGAUCCUCCAUGCCAAGAAUAGGAGUAUUCCAAUCGAAGCCUGCCGGUCUCUUUGUAGUAAAGUGGAUCUUGGCGACUGGUGGAUUUUGCUCAUGUUGGGAACCAAUAUGGAUUCUAUUAUUUACAGAGAGCUCAUUUCCGAACUGGUUAAAAAGAUUGAGCCAACUAGCAGUGGUCGUUGAACUUUGUUGAUAAGUUAGGUUAUUUUACUUUGCCAAUUUUUAAACAACAUUAUUUUCAAGUUUCAUACUUCGCCUCGACAAACAUGAGUUGAAUUUACGUUCCCUCAAAGAGGUUCUUUCGUGAGGUGCAUACAAUUUAAUAAGUGCGAUUGUGAUAUAUAGAAAUUCUUUGCAAUUCCUGAAAAUACGCCAAGCUAACUUAUAACUGAAAAAUGUGUAUUAUUUUAUACAUUACCGUGAAAUGAAUAGUACUGUUGCUUUUCGUUCAUAUUAUAGCUUUGUAUGAAAGAGGAAAAUCGAUUUGUCUCUCUAUUUGUUCGCACAUUCCAAGAAAUCGAUAAUUUCUACAUCAUACCAAGAUCAAAACUGAACAAACUAAUCGAAGAAGUCGCUGCGUUUCAGAAAAUAACAACAGUAAUAGAUUCAUCGAUGAAUACCGGUGAAGUUUGACAUCAUCUAGUUGAAGAUUUAUUGUUCGAUAUUCUUCUAAAAAUUAUAUUGUUUUAUUAUUCUUUGAUCAAUUAUACCAGUGAGAUCAGUGAAUUUUUGACUGAACUAGAGCACUGAAAAAUGGAAAUAUUUUUCCUCUUAUCUACUUACUGAAUUUUCAAAAAACGAAUAUAAAUGAAUGCCUUGGAUAGACUGUGGAAAUUUUUUGAAGAAUUUUACAUAUCGAAUUUUUUUGUAUACAGAUUGUGUGUAAUUUUCU
Molecule: messenger RNA, 1936 nt
Organism: Leptinotarsa decemlineata (Colorado potato beetle)
Lineage: Eukaryota; Metazoa; Arthropoda; Insecta; Coleoptera; Chrysomelidae
Gene: ogre
Product: optic ganglion reduced
Cellular component (GO): gap junction; plasma membrane
Molecular function (GO): gap junction channel activity
Source: RefSeq, a predicted model, not a curated record